Molecule: messenger RNA, 1109 nt
Organism: Photinus pyralis (common eastern firefly)
Lineage: Eukaryota; Metazoa; Arthropoda; Insecta; Coleoptera; Lampyridae
Exons: 7
Coding region: 284-1024 (246 amino acids)
Source: RefSeq, a predicted model, not a curated record
UCUUAUUGAUUAUUCUAUUUUUUCCUUACCGUGGCCUUAUCGACUAUGAUUAUUUACUGCUUUUAAUGUUUUAUUGUUAUUAAAAUGUCAUGUCUGUAUGUGAUAUCAAAAAUAUUGUCAGUCUAUUAAACUAUUUAUAAGUGGUAGUCACCUUCGCAUCAGAAUGGACCUGGAAAAUAAUUGUCUAAGUAAUAUACGCACAGUUUAAUUCAAAUGGCUUACUAUUAUUUGCGCCGUGUAACGUACUACAAAUGAAGAUCACUAUUUCUGGAAAGUAGUAAAAAUGGAACUUUCGUCAGGAGUGGCUCCAUGUACAGGCCUUUUGGGCUAUAGCUCAGGACCUCAUGAAUGUAUUGAGCCCCCAGCUUCCUUUGCAGACGUUAAACAACAGGAUAAUGGAGAAUAUUGUAAACUACAAGAUGAUGAGAUUCCGGCGGAAACAGAGGUCCUGACGAGUAAAUAUCAAGUACAAGAAAUGAAAAUGAAAAAACACAGAGAAAAAAGGAUAUUAAAACUCUUCAUAAGUCAUAUUCUAGACGAUUCAAAAAUUAAAUUAUCAAGUGAAAAGGAAAAUUAUUUUUGCAUGGGCCAAAUGAUUUUUAAAAAGGUGUACGUGAGAGGUAUCAUAACAAGCGUGAAUCUUAUCAAAAAUGGAACUCAUACCUUUUCAGUUGAUGAUGGUACUGGUACUCUUGAUUGUUUUUUAUUCAAAAAUACCCCAUUAGAAGAGCUGCGAAGCAAAACUCUAGAAUUAAUCGAAGAUAACACACAGCUUCUCCAACGAGAAUCCAAUCCAAUGCACAGAGCAUGCCUAAUGAUGUUGCAAAACACGAAAGCACAAUUUAAGGAGUUUAUACCCUAUAAAGAUUUCGCACUGGGAGACACUGUGGAACUAAUUGGGAAGUUAAACGAAUAUCUUACUAAGCGCAAUUGUGCUGUUCAAUCAAUCCAGAAGGUCGAUUCUAAUUUCAAUUCAUCUUAUUAUGAAGAUCUCGAUUAUCUGUAUAACACUGUCUAUUUAUGAGAUACAUUUAGUGGUAGGGCGGGCAGUAUGUGUAAACUGAAAGUAUUAUGUAUAAGUAUUAAAAGUGAUAUUCUUUGUAUUUUUA